This is a messenger RNA of Fukomys damarensis (Damara mole-rat), 1147 nucleotides long. RefSeq names its product melanoma-associated antigen 10. The coding region runs from base 199 to 969 and encodes 256 amino acids. Gene Ontology annotation, cellular component: nucleus. Gene Ontology annotation, biological process: negative regulation of transcription by RNA polymerase II. NCBI's taxonomy places the organism in Eukaryota, Metazoa, Chordata, Mammalia, Rodentia, Bathyergidae. The record is from RefSeq and is a predicted model, not a curated record. The transcript has 3 exons.
CCAGGUUGAGACUCUGAAAAGAACCCGUUCCUGCUUCUGUUACCAGCCUUGCACUGUGCAGUGAAAAUCCUCAGUUGUGAUUUUUCAAAAUCUGGAUUUGAAUUCUUGGAGCAGCUGAAUUGCUACUACUCAGCACUCUAUUUUCCAGCAGUGGAGAUUUGAAGGCUUCUGAGUCCUCAACAAAUUCUUGCUGUCUUCAUGGCUUCCAGUCAGGAUUCAUGCUGCUCGAAGUUCACAAACUUCUCUCACAUCCUGCAAGAUGUGCUCCUAAAUCCCAAGUUAUGUAAGUUGGUGCCAUUUCUGCUCCACAAGUAUCAAAAGAAGGAGCUGGUCACCAUGAAAGAAAUGCUGCACCUUGUGCCCCAUGAUUACCAUAAUGACUUCUAUCUGAACUUUUGGAAACUCCGUGAAUCCGUGCACCUGGGCUUUGGAAUUGAUAUCAGGAAAGUGGAUCGCUCAGGCAACACAUAUGAGCUGGUCCCCAUUUUGGGUCUUACAUUCAGUGGGAUACUAGGUGGUGAUGAUGAAAGAAUCACUAUCAAAAUUGAUAUCCUUAUAUUCGUCCUGUCUCUAAUCUUCAUAGAGGGCAACCGUAUCAGUGUGGAGGUCCUAACCCAAAAAGUGAGAAGAUGGGACAUGUUAGCUCAGGCUGAGCAUAUUUAUUUUGAGGAAGCCUGGAAAUUCAUCACCGAGGAUUUAGUACGGGAACAGUACCUGAUGUACCAUCAGGUUCCUAAUAGUGAUCCUCCUCGAUAUGAGUUCCUGUGGGGUCCAAGGGCCCACGCUGAAACCAGCAAGAUGAAACUCCUAGCUCAUAUAGCCCACCUCAAUGAAACAGAUCCCAGGGCUUACCCAGAACUGUAUGAAGAGGCUUUGGAAUCACAACUAGGCAUAGCAUCAGGGUUCCUGAGAAAUAGGGGAUAUUGCACAUAUGUGUCACUGAUUUUCCACCCACCGCAGAGGAGAUGAGGCCCAUUUUCAGUCUCUGAGGAGAGCAGGCAGUUUUCUAAGUAGUGAAGGGCCAGAGGAGGAGGUAAAAUACCACAUGUAACAUCUUGCUGUCUCUUCUAUUUGGGUUACUUGGAAAUGGACAGGGGUUUUCAUUGAGUUUUUGAAGUAUUGUUCCUUUUGGGGGGAAAGUGAAGUA